AUGACAAUCACCAAAGAAGCUUCAUCAACAGCAAAUCCUUCCCCUGCCAGUUUCUUAACACAAGCCAAUGCCUUGUUCAUAAAAAACCUUACUUAUCAGAAACGGAACAUAUGGAGCAGUGUUCGGCUCAUCGCGAUCCCCUUAUACCUCUGCUUGGUUCUAGCUACCAUUCAAGCUCUGUUCGAUAUACAUGUUAAUAACUCUGCUGAGAAUCGAUGUGGUUGUCAAUGCAUGGACACAACUAAAGAUGGCAAAUGUGAAAGAGAGAGUUGCGGUUUAGAAUAUUCAUCUCAAAAUCAAGCAAUCUUUUGUGCAUUCCCAAACCCUCCACCAUUGCUUCCGUUGUUACAUAUUCCGCCUUCUGUUACUAGUAGUUCCAUUGACUCGUGCACACGAACCGGAUCUUGUCAUGUAACCAUACUUUUUACUGGGAAUAACCCUUCUCAGCUUGGAGCAAAGGUUAGAUGUGUUCAAGGAUUGACUCCAUGGCGAAAUAACUCCACAGAGGUCAACGAUGAGAUCUUUAAGGGCUACCUGCAAGGAAAUCAAGAGGAGAAUAUCAACUAUGAGAUUGUUGCAGCAUACGAUCUGUUGGACACCGAUAAAAAAAACUUCAAUGUGACCAUCUUGUAUAACUCAACACACAAGGAAAAUUUAGUAGAUAGGCGUGUAAAAUUUGUUCGAGUUCCUCGCUUAGUCAAUUUGGUUUCAAAUGCUUAUCUUGAGUAUUUGAAAGGGAAAGGGACAAAGAUUCUAUUCGAUUUUGUGAAAGAAAUGCCUAAGAAAGAAACUAGGCUUCGCAUGGACAUGGCGUCUCUCAUUGGCCCCAUUUUCUUCACAUGGGUGAUUCUUCUUCUAUUCCCUGUCAUAUUGACGUCAUUGAUGUAUGAGAAGCAGCAGCGUCUAAGAAUUAUAAUGAAAAUGCAUGGGCUAGGUGAUGGUCCGUAUUGGAUGAUUUCCUACGCUUAUUUUCUCGUCAUAUCCACGUUAUACAUUAUAAGCUUGAUGAUAUUUGGCUCAGCAAUAGUUGCUGCUUACUUAUAUGUCUUUGGAACUGGCCUAUUGGGAUUGUUUCUCUUCCAGUUUCUGAUCGAAGAAUUAUCAUUUCCCAGUUUCUCGUUAUACCGUGGGCUAUAUGAGUUCUCUCAGUAUGCUUUUCAGAGAAACUUGAAUGGGAUGGAUGGGAUGAAGUGGAAAGAUUUUAGUGGUACUGCAAUGGAUAAAGUUUUCUCCAUCAUUAUCGUUGAGUGGUUUCUCGCACUUCUUGCAACAUACUACAUUAAUCGAGUUUCUUCAUCCACCAAAGAACGUCCUUUUCCAUUCUUGAGAAACCCUUUCAAGAAAAUUCCUUCUCCACAAAGAAUUAGCGUGGAACAACAAGGCUCUGAAGUUUCUGUAGAAAUGGAGAAACUAGAUGUCGCUCAGGAGAGAGAAAAAGUCGAGCAAUUGAUGAUGCUUGAGCCUUGCACAACAAGCCAUGCGAUUGUAUGUGACAACCUGAUGAAGGUGUAUCCAGGUAAAGAUGGGAACCCUCCUAAAAUGGCAAUUCGAGGAUUAUCUCUAGCUGUGAGUUCAGGAGAAUGCUUCGGCAUGUUAGGACCCAAUGGUGCCGGAAAGACCUCUUUCAUCAACUCGAUGACUGGACUUGUGAAACCAACAUCAGGCACAGCAUUGGUUCAAGGUGUCGACAUAUGCAAGGAUAUGGACAGGGUAUACACUAGCAUGGGUGUAUGUCCACAACACGACUUGCUCUGGGAAACGCUGACAGGAAGGGAACAUUUACUAUUUUAUGGGAGACUUAAGAAUCUCAAAGGCUCUGAUCUCAACCUAGCUGUGGAAGAGUCUCUUAAGAGUGUGAAUCUGUUUUGCGGAGGAGUUGCCGACAAACCUGCUGGUAAAUACAGCGGAGGUAUGAAAAGGCGGCUGAGUGUAGCCAUUUCACUUAUCGGGAAUCCUAAGGUGGUAUAUAUGGAUGAGCCGAGCACAGGACUUGAUCCAGCUUCAAGAAUGAAUCUAUGGACAGUCAUCAAACGUGCGAAAAAACACACUGCAAUAAUCCUCACUACUCAUUCAAUGGAAGAAGCCGAGUUUCUUUGUGACAGAUUAGGGAUUCUUGUAGAUGGAAGGUUACAAUGUAUCGGGAACCCAAAAGAGUUGAAGGGAAGGUUUGGUGGAUCAUAUGUGUUAACUAUGACAACAUCAUCAGAACAUGAGAAAGAGGUGGAGAGGUUGGUGCAAGAUUUCUCACCAAACGCUAAGAAGAUAUAUCACAUUGCAGGGACUCAGAAGUUUGAGAUCCCAAAAGAGGAAAUCCGAAUCUCGGAGGUGUUUCAGGCGGUGGAGAAGGCAAAGAGUAGUUUCGAAGUGUUUGCUUGGGGACUUGCGGACACAACACUUGAAGAUGUCUUCAUUAAGGUUGCUAGAACUGCUGAGGCCUUUAAUGUCUUCUCUUGA
This is a messenger RNA of Microthlaspi erraticum, 2454 nucleotides long. Lineage: Eukaryota; Viridiplantae; Streptophyta; Magnoliopsida; Brassicales; Brassicaceae. The record is from the annotation of a GenBank genome assembly.